AUGAACAACCAGCAGAGUUCAUCAUCAAAAUGUAUUGACGUAGGCAAAGAGGCACGUUGGUUGUUCCAUGCGAUUGACGAUGUCUACAGAGGCAAUAGCGGUCUGGCAAAACCGGUGGACUUUGUGCGCGGAUCUGAUAAGGAGAAAAGCCGUAUUCGUGGAUCGAAUGCGAAGAUCUUCGGUAUUGGUAAAGAAAGAAGCGACAAAUGGUGGAAAGCUCUAGGCGCGCAACUGCGUAUACAUGGUUGGUUGAUGGAAGUUAAGAGAGGAGACAUGGCGUACGGAGCCUGUGUGAAUUUGUCCGACAAGGCGAGAAAAUGGUAUAUGAGCAACGUCGAGUCAUUGAUGAUCGAAGCGUCUCCUCUCCUUUUGGCAGCGUCUGCGGCAAAGAAUAAAGUUACGGUAGCUGGCGGAUCUGCGUCAGCAGCAGUGGAGGACGAAUCAAAACGAAGGGUACUGGGACCAACUCGAUUGCGGAAGUACUUGUCAGCGAGUGCCUAUCCUUCACUUCAGACACAAUCUGGUGAUACUCUUCCCAACAUUCCACUUGUAGAAGAACUCCGACGGAUGCUGGAUAACACUCGAAUGGAGUUGGCCAAGGAGUACGACUGUGGACCUUUCCAGAUAGCAUCGAAUAAGGUGCUAGACCAGCUGGCAAAUGUUCGACCGGAUAGCAUUGCAGCUUUAGAAGCAAUCUCGGAUCUUCCUGUAGAAAGACGUCAACGCUUUGGGCAGCGUUUCAUUGACUGCAUCAAAGAAUUUGUCACGACGCAUCAGCUUGACACCAACGUUUCCAAUUCAUCAACGAUACCAUCAGAACUACAAGAUACCAUAGCCCGGCUUACGCCCAGCAUCCAGCAAACCUACAAAGCCCAUUUGAUGUCCGCAGCUUCGAUUAUUGAUCUCUCGAAAAUACGAUGUGUUAGCGAAUCGACCACAUGGGGAUAUUUAUGUUCUGCGGUGGAGCUGGGACUUCCAGUUCAUUUGGACAAAUUAGGAAUUGAAAGAAAUUUAAUCGACACGGUCUUAAAGGCUGCAAGAGAAAAGUUGGGUGGAGAUGUGUAUCGACUGAAACAGCUAAUGGAGGCGCUACCGCCGGAUACUAUCGACUACAAUCGUCUAAAGAUAGUCAGAGCCAUCUUGUUAUGGGAAUAUGAGCCGCACUCUACUGAAAGUGUAAUAUCAGCUCCUGCAAGUACAGCUACGGAGACGUCGAAGUCAAGCGGUUCGCAAAAAUCUACUGUGCCAUCGUGGAUGUUGAACGCGGUUCCGGCACCACCACAACCGAAAAAGAAGAAAAUAUUUAUCUGA
Ostertagia ostertagi is the source of this 1311-nucleotide messenger RNA. NCBI's taxonomy places the organism in Eukaryota, Metazoa, Nematoda, Chromadorea, Rhabditida, Trichostrongylidae. The record is from the annotation of a GenBank genome assembly.